Fusarium poae is the source of this 435-nucleotide messenger RNA. RefSeq lists its product as uncharacterized. Lineage: Eukaryota; Fungi; Ascomycota; Sordariomycetes; Hypocreales; Nectriaceae. The record is from RefSeq and is a predicted model, not a curated record. Bases 1 to 435 code for a protein of 144 amino acids. The transcript has 2 exons.
AUGGACGAGACUUUUACAAAUAUCUCCGAAAGGGGUCCCUCUCGCAUUUUCAGCGAUUGUGUUGAUUUGUUCAAUUACGUUCGAUUUGAUCAAUUCCACGAGCUGUGCCACAAGGGACUUCCCCUGAAGCUUGCUAUUAUCCAGUGUCGCCUGGCACGAUGGGGUGCACGCGCUCAUGGCGAGAAGCCCUUUGAGGAAUAUCUAGAGGACAAAGAGUUGAAGAUGAUGCAAGAAAUCCUCCAAGGCAUGGUCAGAUCACGCCGAGAUUUGGCAGCAAUCGAUGAAGAUCAACAAAGGGACGAUGAAAACAUGCCAAUAGUCACGACUACGAAGCGCGUUCGAGACAAAUUGCGGAAGAUUACAGAGAAAAGACUACACGGUGCAGACCUGAUCAAGAAAACGUCGUGGAAAAUUUACGAGAAGGGCCGCGCAUAG